Molecule: messenger RNA, 978 nt
Organism: Coccidioides immitis RS
Lineage: Eukaryota; Fungi; Ascomycota; Eurotiomycetes; Onygenales; Onygenaceae
Exons: 2
Coding region: 1-978 (325 amino acids)
Source: RefSeq, a predicted model, not a curated record
AUGCAUCCAAUCACAGCAGCUGAUAUACUCAAGACAUCUCGCUUUCGGUCUCCAAAACCAUCCGAAGAUACUGGCCGGAGUAACCAUGGCGUUCAAAAGCACCAAAGGUCCGCAUCUGCGGGGGCAGGGAGAGCGUGGACUGAGGAGGAGGAAGUGUACCUUGUCCGAUCCCGCAUGCACAAAAUGCCAUAUAAACACAUUGCUUUGCACCUCCGGAAAACAGAGUUAGCGUGCCGACUUCAUUAUCACCAAAUGCUCUACGGGAGCAACCGUCGGCGACGCAGCGAAUCUAUAUCAUCUAUCGUGAGCUCAUGCACAACCACGUAUGCACCCGAGGAACAGCCGCAGGACAAGGAACCACUCGUUCCGUCACCACCAAGAACUCCACCAACAGAAUCUUGCUCUGGUCCUUCCUCGGCGGCCGCUUCACCUCAAUGCUCACGAUUGCACGUCCCGAUUCUCCCCAAGCCAGUCACCCAAAUGAACUCUACCCAUACGGCCAACUACCCAUACGACAAAAAACUUCGUCUGGACACGUCCUUCGCAGACAACAGCCAAUACAACCAGCUCCAGGUCGACCUCGGACGCCUCCGAAGCCUAUACGACGCAUACCGCCACUCAUUCUGGUCCCUCAUCGCAUCUGAAUACUCCAAAGAUCCAGAGCUCUCCGGUCCAAGGCUCGAAGAGGCUUUCUUUCACUCCGCCCUUGCCCCCAGUCCAGACCGCCUUCUACCCAUGCCUACUCCACGGUGCAGCCCCAAAAGUAUGACCCCGACUAUCCACGAAGAGCUCCCUGAGGCAGCACAGCUUCCCCCAGCGAAUCCGGCUGGCUUUCGCGCCAUUAAUGAGUCCGGCCAGAAGAGAAGGUCUUCCAGCACUUCUUCAAAUGCAAGUCAGCGCAUCGAGAAGUGUGCUGUUGCUUCGUUGUUAACGGUUGAAAAAGAAGUCUGGGCGCCAAAGGAAAUUGUUUCCAGAUAA